Molecule: messenger RNA, 2038 nt
Organism: Hipposideros armiger (great roundleaf bat)
Lineage: Eukaryota; Metazoa; Chordata; Mammalia; Chiroptera; Hipposideridae
Gene: CACNG4
Product: calcium voltage-gated channel auxiliary subunit gamma 4
Exons: 4
Coding region: 35-1018 (327 amino acids)
Biological process (GO): calcium ion transmembrane transport; transmission of nerve impulse; neurotransmitter receptor internalization
Cellular component (GO): AMPA glutamate receptor complex; voltage-gated calcium channel complex; postsynaptic density membrane
Molecular function (GO): voltage-gated calcium channel activity; channel regulator activity
Source: RefSeq, a predicted model, not a curated record
GGGCCGACGGGCGGCGGACUAUGAGGCGCCCACCAUGGUGCGAUGCGACCGCGGGCUGCAGAUGCUGCUGACCACGGCGGGAGCCUUCGCCGCCUUCUCGCUCAUGGCCAUCGCCAUCGGAACCGACUACUGGCUCUACUCCAGCGCGCACAUCUGCAACGGCACCAACCUGACCAUGGACGACGGGCCCCCGCCCCGCCGCGCCCGCGGCGACCUCACCCACUCGGGGCUGUGGCGGGUAUGCUGCAUCGAAGGGAUCUACAAAGGGCACUGCUUCCGGAUCAAUCACUUCCCAGAGGACAAUGAUUAUGACCACGACAGUUCAGAGUAUCUCCUUCGCAUCGUGCGUGCCUCCAGCGUCUUCCCCAUCCUCAGCACCAUCCUGCUCCUGCUCGGCGGGCUCUGCAUUGGCGCCGGGAGGUUCUACAGCCGCAAGAACAACAUUGUCCUCAGUGCAGGCAUCCUCUUCGUGGCUGCAGGCCUCAGUAACAUCAUUGGCAUCAUCGUCUACAUUUCCAGUAACACGGGCGACCCAAGCGACAAGCGCGACGAAGACAAAAAAAACCAUUACAACUACGGCUGGUCUUUUUACUUUGGAGCCCUGUCGUUCAUUGUGGCUGAGACCGUGGGCGUCCUGGCCGUGAACAUUUACAUUGAGAAAAACAAAGAGUUGAGAUUUAAGACCAGACGAGAGUUCCUUAAGGCCCCCUCCUCGUCGCCCUACGCCAGGAUGCCCAGCUACAGAUACCGGCGACGGCGCUCGCGGUCCAGCUCGAGGUCCACGGAGGCCUCGCCCUCCAGGGACGCGUCACCAGUGGGCCUGAAGAUCACCGGGGCCAUCCCCAUGGGGGAGCUGUCCAUGUACACCCUGUCCCGGGAGCCCCUCAAGGUGACCACUGCCGCCAGUUACAGCCCCGACCAGGAAGCCAGCUUCCUCCAGGUGCACGACUUCUUCCAGCAGGACCUGAAGGAAGGUUUGCACAUCAGCAUGCUGAACCGGCGGACCACUCCGGUGUGAGCGCCCCUGUCCAGCGCCGGCCUCUCCCCCAGAAUGGCUGUUUGGAUCCCACACGAGGGCACUGAACCCUUAAAAUGGACCCACAAUGGACGGAAGCCAAACCCAACCACCCUCCCGGGUCUCCAGAUGUGUCACGGGCUGGCUCGGAGCGACGUGCCAGGAGCCUGGAACCAGAAGCGGAAGGUGGACGAGCCCCCAAAAGGCUGUUUUGAUGCCCCAGGUUCCAAAAUCUUCCAGGAGGCCAAGCACACUCCUGAGGCUGCCCAGCCGUCGCCAACCUGCGUCAACAAAAUCGAGCCAUUAUUUCCUCUUGGAAACAAAUCUUGCCAGAAGAACGGGUUUUCAGGGCCCUCCCUUCCUGCCUGGGCGAUGGGCAAUCAGGGUUUUCGCCGGGCAAAUGGAGGCCUUAGGACACCGGUCAUCUGCUUUUCGACCUGAGGUUGCCGUGUCUGGGAGCUGGAAACGCGGAAGCUUAAGCCCCUGCCUCCCUAUCUGUCUGUCGGUCUGUCUGUCUCCCUGUCUGGCAGUGGCCUGUUGUUGCGAUAACAGUGAUCCUGAGGAGACAGCCCUGCAGCCAACUGGUGCUUUGGCCUUUGUGCUGUCCUGGGGCUGGCUCCCUUCGACCUGAGGAGGUUCUCGCUGGCCUGGGCGUGAGGUAAAGGCUGGAAUCUGUUGCUGGGUUUCCUGUCUGCUUCUGGAGCUUUCUUCCUCACACACAAAGGGCAGACCACACUGACUGUAAUUGAGAGUCUGGAAGAUUCCAUGGGUCGGAAGAAAGGUGGCCAUGUGGCCUCUUGCUGUGUCCUGCCCGACAGGCCUGAGUAGCCGCUCCGUCUCUCCUGGGGGAGGGGGAGGGCAGAUGCCCCCUCCCACGGGUGUUUAGCAACAGGAGCCUGAACUUCUGGGCAAGAAAGGGAGACCCAAGGGUGAACAGCCACCAAAACAAAAUCAGAGAACAAACAUCCAUUUCCUAGGUGGUUAUUCAUCAUGAUUUAUUGCAAAUAAAUGCCAGGAGAGCAA